AAUUUUGGUAAUUACUAGUAGUAAAAGGUUCCAAUAUUCAAUUAAAAAUUGUCCAGUGUUAAAAUGUAGUGAGAGACUUUUGUAAUCUACGUAUAAGGAAUAUAAGACUUUUUACGUUUAGAUAAAAAGAACCACCCGGACAGAAAGGAACGGAAUAUAAUAGAUUAUGAUCUGUUUGCUUAUUGAAAUGUGAAAACAUAUAUAGUACAGUAUAGAUUUUAUUGGCAAAAAUAGAUUUCUUUGCAAAUGAAAGGUGUAAAAUAUAGUUCGCCACAAAAGGAAUAAAGAUAGUUAAGGACAGUUUAAAAGAGGAUAUACGUUUUAUGUCAUAUAUACAUUUUUUUACAAUGUAUACAAGAAUCAUAGCUUAACAUAUAUUUUCAAAUUAACUAUUUGCAAUUAAGGCUUUACAAUAUAUAUAGCAGUGUUUGCAAUUACGACAUUUGAUUAAAGUUAAUAUUUAAGAGGACAUAGGAAUUUUAUGUUCAAAAGUUAUGCAACAUGCACUGUUUCUGUCUGCUAUUGUUCUGUCUUUAACCAUAAGAGCAGGAACUUGUUACACAGUUUUGAUUUCUAAUGGAACACAAACCGAGGUGAAAACAUUUGUAGCAGAUAUAAAGCUUGGCUUGACACUACGCCGAAAGGUUCUCAGCAGAUUUGAAUAUACUGUUCCUUCAUCGGUGAACAUAGAGGAGCUGACGACUUUAGGAAAGUUAAAAAAGCUGACAAUAGAAAAAGUGCACACAGUAAAGAGGGAAAAACGAGCUGUGACAGUCAACGAUGCCGAGUGGUCAAAUCAGUGGCAUUUGCAAACAAGCCAGACACCUAGUAUGAAUGUAUACAAUGCCUGGGACAAAGGUUUUACCGGAAGUGGUGUAACCAUAGCAAUAGUGGAUGACGGUAUUGAUGUAGACCAUACGGAUCUCCUCAGUAACUAUAACUCGGCCCUGAGUUACGACAUCAUAUACAACAGUCCGGGUCCUUCUCAUGUUGAUGCCGGGGAUGGACACGGUACAAAUUGUGCGGGCGUUGCUGGUGGUGUAAAGAACACAGUAUGUGUAAUUGGAGUGGCCUACGAAGCUUCCUUACCAGCGAUACGACUGCUAGACGAAAACUUUGCAGCAACUGAAGCAGACGAAGCGUUGGCACUGACGCACGAGCUCUCGAGCAUGGAUAUUUAUAGUAACAGCUGGGGACCAAGCGAUGACGGAGAAACGUUUUCCGGAUUGGCGUCAAUACAAGAAGAGGCGCUGCAAACUGGUGUUACCCAGGGAAGAGGAGGAAAAGGUGUGAUAUAUUCCUGGGCGUCUGGGAACGGGGGAAAUAAGGCAGAUGAUUGUAAUGCCGACGGAUAUUCCAGUAGUAUAUACACCAUAGCCAUUGCCGCCGUGUCGGAGACAACAGCCCCGACGUGGUACUCGGAACACUGCACGGCCAUACUUGCCGCUACAUACAGUGGGGACUCGCCAAACGCUCAAAUUACAACAACAGGUCCGGCAAAUACCUGUGUGAACGACUUUACCGGUACAUCGUCAGCUUGUCCUGUAGCAUCUGGUAUCUUUGCUCUUACCCUUCAAGCAAAUUCUGCAUUAACUUGGAGGGAUAUGCAACACAUGACUGUAGAGUAUUCCAUAUCAUCGGGUCUCCAUAGUGACGCGAGUUUCUACACAAACGGUGCUGGUAAAGAAGUAAGUCAUUGGUUUGGAUUCGGGUUGAUGGACGCCGAAGCUAUGGUGGACAAUGCCCCAUCUUGGCAAACUGUACCUUCCAGUACCAGCUGUUUCCUCUACACAAAUUGACGUACAAAGCUCAUCAGUUAGUGCGUCUAUUACGAGUACAUAUCAUGCCACGCAGUGUUACAUCAGCUACCUAGAACACGUGGUUGUCACUAUUAGUUACAAGGCUUCUUUCCGAGGAGAUGUUGAGUUUUACCUAGAUUCGCCCUCU
Molecule: messenger RNA, 1947 nt
Organism: Mercenaria mercenaria
Lineage: Eukaryota; Metazoa; Mollusca; Bivalvia; Venerida; Veneridae
Product: furin-1-like
Exons: 12
Coding region: 495-1799 (434 amino acids)
Biological process (GO): protein processing
Cellular component (GO): trans-Golgi network; Golgi membrane
Molecular function (GO): serine-type endopeptidase activity
Source: RefSeq, a predicted model, not a curated record